GACAAGGUGUGUGGCGUGUGUGGUGACCGGGCUCUCAGCUACAACUUUGACGCCAUCUCGUGCGAGUCGUGCAAGGCAUUUUUUAGGAGGAACGCUCCCAAAAAUCUGGAUUACUUCAAAUGUGCUUACGAUGGUCGGUGCAGGAUGGAUGUCUCCAACCGUCGGUUCUGUAAGCGUUGCAGGUUGCUGAAGAAAUGUUUUGAGAUUGGGAUGAGACGGGAGUACAUAUUGAGUGACGAGGAGAAGGCACUCAAAAGGCAGAAGAUCGAAGCUAACAGAUACAAA
Molecule: messenger RNA, 285 nt
Organism: Helobdella robusta
Lineage: Eukaryota; Metazoa; Annelida; Clitellata; Rhynchobdellida; Glossiphoniidae
Exons: 3
Biological process (GO): cell differentiation; negative regulation of transcription by RNA polymerase II; positive regulation of transcription by RNA polymerase II
Molecular function (GO): zinc ion binding; RNA polymerase II cis-regulatory region sequence-specific DNA binding; nuclear receptor activity
Source: RefSeq, a predicted model, not a curated record